UGUGUUUGCCUAGCCUCACACCAAGGCUGUGGACUCCACCGGGGGACUGGAUGCAGCUGGGUGCCAUCAUACCCAUGCCAACACCCAGGCUGCCCAUCCCUCACCCUGCUGUUACUGCAGUGCAGUGUCCUCUCUGCUUCCUUUGCCCUGAAACCUCAGAGCUGCAUCGUCAGAGCCAUGGUGGCAGUUUGGCUCCACACAGGAUGCCACAGCAUGGAGCCCCCCACUAAGUUCUCACUGAGAGUUGCCCACCACGGGCAUCAGGGCACUCCCACAAGGCAGGGAGGGACCAGAAAAGGGGGGUGUGUGGUCAUCGGUGCCAGGAGCAUGUGUCACCUGGGAGAAGGGGGGCUCUACACCUUGGCACAGGUGCCACCACCAGUAACCAGCCUGACACUGGGCAUCAGACUGGGCCAGGGGCUGUGUCUUGAAUGAGAAGAGGUUCUUGUGCCUGUUGAGCCACUUGUGCCCUGGGGGGAGCCCAGGUUAUGCUGGCAGGCAGGUUACUGGGAGGUACUGGGACUUCGUGGGGCCCUGGGCCCCACCUGCGUAAGCAUUUCGGGGGGGCAUCACUGGCGUUUAUUUGAGUGCAGGGUGAGGCAGUGGCCGGCAGGUAAUGAUUAACCCUGGGCUCAACCCGAGGAUGAGGCCCCCCCGGGACAAGGGGCUGGGGACCUCUGUCCAGCUCCUAGGGACCAUGGCUCAACCCAUGGGGUCAGAGAGAUGCUGCCCUUCACCCCUGCCCUGGGAUGCCCAGCCACUGCCCCUUCCCCAUGUCCCCAUCUGAUGUGGCACCCACCUGCAGCAUGGGGACACUACCGGUGGUGUCCCUCUGAGCCAGCCAGAGCGGACCCAGCCCAGUAGGAAGCAGCUGUGGGGGCCCCAUCGGAGGGCACACCCUGUGCCAAGCGAGACAGGGGGACUCUCCCCCCUCCCCCCUCCUCCUCGGGGCUGGCAGCAGGGUGGGGCCUCCCCACCUGCUCCAGGUGCGCUAUAAAGCUCCUGCCGCUGUGGUGCUGCCAGUUCCUGAUCGCAGGGUCGUGUAGCGCACCGAUGGCUAACGGGAGAGCAGCCGCCAGAGCCCCGAGAGGCGUCAGGACCCCCAUGGCAUUCACUGCCCUUCUGCUGCUGCUGCUGGGCACAGCUUCCCGAGCUGGUGCCGCAGUCUCAGAUGUGUUCACCGAGAGCACCACGGAGACCACGACUGACACAGAGACAACCACGACCGAAACGACCACCAUGGAGACGACCCUCACGACAACCCUCCCUGCCUCGAGCACUGUUCUGAACAUCUCCAAAGACACGAGUGACAACGGGACCCAAACCUCCUCCUAUGCCACAGUUUUCCCUGCCACAGGCAACUUCACAAACGUCCAGAUCAGGAACGGCUCUGCAGCCAGCAGCACCAUGGCACCUGCCUUUGGCAGCACUGCCGUCUCCAGCACCAACACCACCGCGAACAGCAGCUCCCUGUCUCCCACCGACCCCAACGGCAAUGGGAACAGCAACGCUCAGGUUAUCCCCACGCAGGAAACUUUUGUCACCGCUGGCAGCACAGCCCCCAGGCUGACCCCCACAGUCGUGCUGGAUAACCACCGCGGUCCCAACCCCAGCAAAGCUGCAGUCCUGACUCCCUCCACGGUCCAGCUGCUCCUCCGUGUCCCACUGUCCUUCCGCAUCCUCAAUAGGAGAUUCAACGAGAGCCUGCGUGACCCCACGUCGAAGGAGUACCAGAGCCUGCAGUACGAUAUCUUGAGCAUGUUUGAGCGUGUCUUCGACUGCGUGGGCUGCAUGAACAGGCAGAUCUACAAGGGCUGCAGCGAGAUGCAGUUCAGCCAAGGCUCGGUGCAGGUGGACUCCACCCUCGUGUUCGGGCGUGGCAAUGGCAGCGUCACCAGCACUGCUGCUGAGCGGCAGCUGAGGAGCAGCCUGGACCCCAACGGCUUCAUCAUGGACCUGCAGCUGGCUGACAUCCAGAGUCCUGUGGAGGUGAUAUCCUCAGCACCAGUGCCUGUGGUCCCAGACUGGGCUAUUGCUCUGCUGGUCCUGGUCUGCCUCCUGCUGCUGAUGAGCAUCCUCACCUGCCUCCUGAUGACCACCUGCACCUGCCGCCGGAAAAGCCGAGGGAAGCUGGACCUGUCCAACAAGAAGGACUCCUACCACCCUAUGGCCGAGUACCCCCCGUACCAGAGCCACGGGCGCUAUGUGUCACCCAACAGCAAGCCCAGUCCCUACAGCCAGGUGGCCAGCAGCAACGGCGCCGGGACUGGCACCUUCACCUACACCAACCCUGCUGCUGGCUCCGACAACCUCUGAGGGACUCGCCAGGACAGUGGGCGGCUGCCGAGAGGAGGGGUUGGCCGCAGCCCCCUGCUCCCGGGGAGCAGCACCGGUCCCCGGGCACAUCCCCCGGCGGUGCUGCUCGGCCCCGCGCCGCGGCCAGCAGGAGCCAACUGGUUCUGGAGCAGCUGGAUUCGUGCGCACGGCAGAACUGGAUGAACAAAGAUUUGGGGCGGAAGGGAGGGUCCCCUGCACACCCCCCACACCCCUCCCCCAAAGCCCUGCACUCGCUUGGCUUUGCAACCCUGCUCCGUGCCGUGGGUGUGGGUCCAAGCUUGUGCCCCUCUGCGCUCGCCCCUGGCGGUGCCAUUGCUCUUUCGGUGAUGUUAUUUCCUAUCAAUACAGACCUGCAGGGCGUCAGCACCGGCUCAGCUUGGCAGGGAAGCAGGGUGGCAGGGAAGCAGGGUGGCAGGGAAGCAGGGUGGCAGGGAAGCAGGGUGGCAGGGCCUGGGCCCUGGCAUAUUUAUUGCAUUUCACAAUAAAAGGAUGGGUGCAGUGGGGG
Messenger RNA from Pogoniulus pusillus (Red-fronted tinkerbird), 2842 nucleotides. It is a transcript of the gene MUC1, whose product is annotated as mucin 1, cell surface associated. The transcript has 7 exons. The record is from RefSeq and is a predicted model, not a curated record. Lineage: Eukaryota; Metazoa; Chordata; Aves; Piciformes; Lybiidae. The coding region runs from base 1054 to 2316 and encodes 420 amino acids.